AUGGCGGCCUCAUCUCCAUCAUCAUCGUCAUCUGCAUCACCGUCCCUGUCCCUGGGUGACCGGAUAGCUCUCGUCGUCGCAUGCCUCGUCGCAUGGCUCAGCGAAUUCCUCGAUCUUCGCUUUUCCUCGCCGAUCCCACCAAAACCGUCCUUUGAAAGAAGUAUUCCUGCCACAAUCUCGCGGCAGAAGGGAGUGAUUAGGUUGGUGUUUUAUACACCUACUUCGACUCCAACUGUAACUCAACCUUCAGAGAUAACCCAGCCCGAUAAUAUCUAUCCGGCAGCCUCUGAGGCAUCCUACCUUCGUCCUGCAGUGAUCAACUUUCAUGGUGGGGGCUGGAUCUUCGGCACACCGCGUAUGGACGCGCGAUGGGCCCACCGCAUCACCCAACAUGGCUACCAUUUCAUCAGCGUAGAUUAUCGGCUGGCACCAAAUCAUCCGUAUCCAACGCCUCUUGAAGACUGCGUCGAUGCCAUACUUUGGGUACAUGCCCAUGCAGAAGAGUAUGGAAUCGACAGGCAGAGAAUUGCGUUGAGUGGGUUCAGCGCUGGUGGGAAUAUGGUAUUUGCAGCGGCGUUUCGGCUUUGUGAGGAGUUGAGGUUGAGAUCGAGCAAGAAGGAUUUAGACGUCGGGGGUGAUAUGGGUACAAAUGCUGAGCGAACAGAAUCGAGCCUGAGGGCGAUAAUCUCCUUCUACCCCCUCGUUAAUCGGACUUUGACGGACGAAGAGAGAUAUACUGUGGAUCCACUCGCGAGGAAAAAAGAGCAAUAUAUACCCAGACCCUUGCUGAAUCUCUUCGCGAAGGCAUACAUCUGCGGGUCGGAUCGAGAGCACUUGGACCUCAACUCCCCUUUCCUGUCACCAGGUCUCGCAUCCGAUGGAUUACUAAGGGAUUGUUUGCCCGACAAGAUUGCGAUGUUCACAUGUGAGUGGGAUCGACUGAGGAACGAAGGCGAGACGUUCCGCGAGAGAUUGCUAAGCCUGGGUGGCAAGAAGAUUGGCGGAAGAGUUAUUAAGGAGACUAUUCAUGCCUGGGAUAGGCUGCCGACCUUCCACAGGGGUAAUCCGAAAAUGGAUGAGAUGUAUGAAGAGGCGGUUGGGUAUUUGAAGGAUUUCAUGGAUUGA
This is a messenger RNA of Cladophialophora psammophila CBS 110553, 1125 nucleotides long. RefSeq lists its product as uncharacterized. Gene Ontology annotation, molecular function: hydrolase activity. The transcript has a single exon. Lineage: Eukaryota; Fungi; Ascomycota; Eurotiomycetes; Chaetothyriales; Herpotrichiellaceae. Bases 1 to 1125 code for a protein of 374 amino acids. The record is from RefSeq and is a predicted model, not a curated record.